Paramecium sonneborni is the source of this 2681-nucleotide messenger RNA. NCBI's taxonomy places the organism in Eukaryota, Ciliophora, Oligohymenophorea, Peniculida, Parameciidae. The record is from the annotation of a GenBank genome assembly.
AUGACUCAUCGUUCUUAAGGUCCUCUUAGAGGACAACAUUAUAGACAAGCUAACUUAACAUAAAUGGGAAUAAAGAUUAUUGACUAGAAAAGUGAGUCUAUCUAUGUUGACUCAGAAAUAUCAAUUAAGAAACGAAAGCAAAAGAACCCUUUAGAGAUUAAUCGUGGCUUAUAUAAAUCAUAAACAUAUAAGGAAAUUUAUAAAUAGGAUUCCUUAAAAGAAAAUGAUAAAUUUGAUUCUCCUUUAGAUUAAUCUGUUAAUUAGCCUCUUAAUUUAACAAAUAAAUUCUCUAGUUCUUUACGUAAAUUCAAUGUAUAAGGACUCACAAGAAUAUUUAUUUAGAAGUUGCUUUUUAAUUUAAGAAUUUCUUAAAAAUAAUAGAAUCUUACAAAGAAAUUUUAAAAAUUCUUAGAAGAUAAAGCAACUGAUACAAUUAAUGAAGAAUCAGAAGACAAGGAACCUUUAAAUUGUAAAUUAUUUUUAAAAGAUUCUUAUGAGAGAACCCUCUUAGACCUAAGUUUAAUUAUUAUCCUAAUAUCUUAUACUAUUUUGGUACCAAUAUUUUGUAAUAAAUUUGAAUUGUUAUUAGUAUUUGGUAAAACUAUAUCUUUAUCAUAGUAUUUUUAUAUACAAUUUUUAAAAUUAUAGAUUACAACACUUGUAGUUUUAUUGAUUUACCAAUACUUGGUAUAAAUAUAUUGGCUAUGUACUAAACUCACUUUGUGUUUGCAAACAUUAUAAAUGUGAUUAAAGUCUAUUAGUUAUUAAAGACAAUUAAUAUAUUGACUGAAAAAAGAUUUAUACGAUUUUCUUUUUCAUUACUUACAAUAAUAAUGCAUGUAAAUAAUAGUGCAUUAUUUUGGAAAUAUUUAUUAGAAGAAGAUUUCGAUUAUCAAUAUUUAUUGAGUGAAUAAAUUAAGUUAUUAUUUAAUUUUGAAUUGGAAAUAAAAGAUAAUCAUUAUUAAAUUUAUAAUUCUGUAAAUAGAAUUUUAAGUUUUUUAGUACUAUUGUACUUUUCAUAGUAAUUCUUAAAUUUUAUAAAACUACCAAGUGAUUUAAAAAAAAAAGAGGAACUUUUUGAAUAGCUACUGAGUAAAAAUACAAUGAGUAAACAACCUUUUAGAAUACAACAUUAAGUUAGAUAAUUAUUAUGGUCAAAAGUUUAGAAUUAUAUAUAAGCAGAUUCUUACCCUAGUUAAUUAGAAUUAAAUUUUCCUAGUGAAUUAAGAAGAUCUUUAAAUUUACAUAGUUACUUAGAUAUCAUUCAAAAAUCAACAUUCAUUAAAUAACAAUUUAGUUCAUAAUUUUAAUAAAGUUUAUCAGAAUUUGUGAAAGAAUAGAUAGUUGAAACAGGUGAAAUAAUUUAAUAAGAGAAUUAGGAUGUGAAUAAAUUGAUAUUUUUAUUGGAAGGAGAGUUAUCAAUAAAAAUAAAAAAUAAAAGAGUAUAAUAACUGAAGAAAAUCAGCAUAGUAAAUUAAUAUGAAUUUUUUGCAUGUUAACAAUCUCCUUGUGAUAUAAUUGCAAAAACUAGAUGCAAAAUUAUAGUAAUUGAUUAUUAAUAGUUUUAUGAUUUAGUUUGUAUGCAUAAUUAAGAUUUUCAGAUAUACAGAAUGUGGUAUGAUAGAAUGGUAAAUUAAAAACAAAAAUGUAUGUACAAAGUAUUCAUAAAUGUUUAAACUUAGGUUUGUUAUAUUUGUAUGGAAAAUCAUGAAACUUACAUGUGUCCUGCUGUGUUUUAUUAAGCAAAUUAUAAUAAAAUUGUAUCUAAUAGCACAUAUACAAUUCCUAAUUUUAGAUAAAAAUACCAUAGAUUCGAGAAAAAGAGGGUUUCUUCAUUAACUUAAUAAAAUCUAAUAAGCAUAACAGCAGUAAAUUGGGCUUAAUAAUUUAAUUUAAUUUCAAAGAAUACAGAUAUGGUAGAUUAGUUUUUAGGAAAACAGGAUAGAGAUGAAGAAUAUUAAUUAUUUGCAGAUGAAGAUCAUACAUCAAAACAUCUAACUUAAACUUAUACUCAUCAAUAAAGUAUUAAGUCUCCAAAAACAAAUAAAACUGGAAUAACUGGAAGAGAAAGGGAUCGUGUUAAUACUGAUUCGAACAUAAAUCGUACACUUACUAUAAGAACUUUGAAAGCAUCUGAAAAUGGAACUACAAGAUUAAAACCAAGUAAUGUAAAUAGCAAUAACAAUGAUUCUAUUGUAGUAAGUAAUUCUCCAUCUCCUUUAUAAUAACCUAAUAAAACACCCUUAAUGCUAUUUACUAAAGAAUAAAUUAAAAAAUAAACUAAUAUUAGUAGUAGUUUUACUAUUGAUAGAGGUUAAGAUAAGAAAUCGUCAUUAUAAUCUUAACAAUAACCAGUUCAUUCGACAAGUAUCCUAUAAAGUAAAGAGAUUGUCCAAUAAUUGUAAAGCAACUUAGGCAGUCCAAAUAUGCAUAAUACUUAAACUAAGCUAAAUGGAAAUGAUUUCAGUAUUAAUUGGCAUAGAUCUGAUACAUAACCUGUUGUAAAAUAUCAUACUUUUAUAAAUUAGUUUUCUGACUUAAUUGGAUCAGUUGGUUAGUUAAUAUUUAUUCGAGAUUUUGAGAAUAUGCAAUUUUACUAAUGGUAUUUCCCAAGUUACAAUUACAUAGUUGUUAUUGAGAGAUUUAGAAAGUUUUUAAGUAAAAAAUUCAAUAAUGAAUGA